AUGAAGGCGUACCUGGUUGGCAACAUCGAUUUGCCGGUCAUGUUCGGCAACAGAGCCAACUUCCGCACCGAGACCCUCACAUUCGAGGUGGUGGACUGGAAGGGGGCGUACCACGCCAUCCUCGGGCGCCCCGCCUACGCUAAGUUCAUGGCGGUGCCCAACUACACCUACCUCAAGCUCAAGCUGCUGGGCCCGAACGGCGUUGUCACCGUGAGCGGCUCCUUCGAGCAAGCCUACGUCAGCAGCCGCGAGUACUUCGACCUCGAUAAAACUGCGGUGAACUCGGCUGAGCUCGGCCAGCUUCGCGCCACCACUCCUGAGUGCCGUCCUGACCCUGGCAAGCCCAGCCAGGCACCGACCUUCGUCGCAACUGAUGAGACCAAGUUGGUCAUGGUCGACGACGCCGAUCCAACCAAGACGGUGCGGGUCGGCUCCCAGCUGACGGCCAAAUAG
Molecule: messenger RNA, 453 nt
Organism: Panicum virgatum (switchgrass)
Lineage: Eukaryota; Viridiplantae; Streptophyta; Magnoliopsida; Poales; Poaceae
Exons: 1
Coding region: 1-453 (150 amino acids)
Source: RefSeq, a predicted model, not a curated record